AUGGUUACGGAGGAGCUCCUGGAGGAUUGUCUCCAGAUCCUCCAGGAUAAAUCCCUGGAUGAAGAAGACCAGGUCGAGAAAAUCGAGGAGUUCCUCCGCGAAAAGACCUCGUUAUCAGGGACAUCACUCGAAAAUGCCGUCCUCGAUAUCCUUUGGCGACAGCGAAACCGCACAUUACCGGACUCUUCUCCACCACCGCCCCGUCACACGGUCAUUCGUCGCUCCUCUCCUGCUCCUUGGCAGAUGGCCCGAUCUUCCACACCUUUAUCACCUCAUUCGAACCUAGGGACCAGUCCCGGGAGUAGCUCUUGGCUGCAAAGCUCCAAAGGUGGUAUUUCGCGGCCUCCUCUAUCCUCCACAGUAUCGCCAUUCACCUCUCCUCGUCCGUCCCCGAGGCUCGCUCUCGCUCAACCUAUACCGCAUUCCCCGAAUCUGAACGCAUACGAAUUUUCGGACCAACAAAGUCAUGUGUCGGACUUUUACGGUGACCUUGGCAGUGACAGUAAUGUGGAUUGGCUGGUGGCGGACGAUGCGAUGAGUACAACUUCGUCUGUAGGCGGUUUGAGCAUGCAUGGCGGUCUCAGUGCAACAGCUCCGGAAUUCGUUCCUGAUAUGAGUCCUCACGAUAUAUUGCGCACCGUACUCGGAGACAAGCGAUCCAAUGAGGAAAUAGAAUCCGCUUUAGAAGCAAACGGGUAUGACUUAGGUGCCACCAUUGCUGCUCUCACUCAAGGAGCCGAUGCAGGUGCCGCUCCAAGCUUACCAGACGAUAGUCGCGUUGUCGUGGGAAAGUCCAUGACAAUGGAACCUCCCAAAAGCACGUCUACCCCAGGUCACAACCGAAGCCCCGUUGUGUGCAAGUACUGGCUGUCAACUGGUCAAUGUCUACGCGCAGAUUGUCGUUUCAGCCAUGACCUGACUAGUCAUCUUUGCAAGUAUUGGGUGAUGGGCAACUGCCUAGCUGGCGAUGGGUGUCCAUUUUCUCAUGAUCCCUCUGCACUGAUUGCGAAUCUCAGUGUUGACGGCAAUUCUUCGGCCACGUCUGCUGGCAUCGCUUUCCAAGUGGAUAAUGCGCCGGAUGCCUUCCCUCCUUUGCAAUCUACGCCCGGAUCUUCUGAGCAGUGGGCUGGUCAACUCGGUAGUAAAUAUCCAGGAUAUCUCUAUGGUGGGCCUGGAGGCAAAAAUGCACCACAUCUGGGAGGUAAAAGAAGUGGAAGUAUGACAAACCUGUCGCGUCCUCAUUCACGGCCAGGAAGCCGUCACCAACACCGAGAACUUAAUCCAACAGCUCUGUCUGUCGACGACCCAGAUGCGUUUCCUACGCUUGCUGCAGUCAAUGCGAAGAAUUCAGGAAAGAAGAAUCACGGAAGGAAGAACCGUGACAAUAAUACAACCAGAGAUAAUAUGCCUACGUCUCUGGCAGAUGUAGUACGCAUGUCUCCAGCUCCAGCUUCAGGAGGGAAGGGAAAACCCUCCUCUAAGAACAACCAGACAAAGGGUCGCGAAAACAGCGCCGCCGCGCAGUCAAUACCGGCGCCACAGCAUAUCCCUUGGCUUGAGACCGGUUCUCGAACAAACCAGCAAUAUAUCAAAUACAGAACGGAGGCGAUCCGCCACGGCACGGUGAGAAACAAGUUUCUCCAGAGUGCUGCUCAAGCGUGGAAUAGGAAUGACGCUAGAGCUGCAAAAGCUUUGUCGCUGCGCGGCCAGGCCGAAAAUGAAGCCAUGCGUAAAUGCCAUCGCGAAGCCGCCCGGCAGCUCUACGAAGAGCGCAACAAACACCUUCUAAACGCCGGCCUAGAUGACGCAUCCGAAGAACUAUACGUUGAUCUUCACGGCCUACACCCCGAAGAAGCAAUUGAAUACCUCGAGAAAAUCCUUCUCAAGCAUGCGCGAGAAGGCCGGCGGAUUAUCUAUGCCAUUACCGGCACAGGCCACCACUCCAAGAACGGUAAGGAUAAAAUCGGAAAAGCAGUCAAGGCGUGGCUCAACGAGUGGAAAUACCUUUUCCGAGAGUUCAGCGUGCCCGGGGAACGAGGCGGCUACGUUGGUGGGAUCCUGGGAAUUGACCCUUCCAGCUAUGAUAAGACUUUAGCGAAGAAUCUCGAGGCGGAGGCAAAUGGUGACGAGGACGCGAGUCAACCUGUUCUUACAAUGGGCAAGAUCCAGCUCCUUAAGCGUGGGGAUAUAGAAUCGCAGCAGUGA
This is a messenger RNA of Aspergillus nidulans FGSC A4, 2205 nucleotides long. Its product is annotated as CCCH zinc finger and SMR domain protein. The record is from RefSeq and is a predicted model, not a curated record. Bases 1 to 2205 code for a protein of 734 amino acids. Gene Ontology annotation, biological process: negative regulation of DNA-templated transcription; negative regulation of transcription by RNA polymerase II. The transcript is spliced from 3 exons. Gene Ontology annotation, molecular function: RNA binding; metal ion binding. Lineage: Eukaryota; Fungi; Ascomycota; Eurotiomycetes; Eurotiales; Aspergillaceae.